UUAUAAAAGAGGUGUGGACCAGAGAAAGUACUGAGUGUUGCAACAUGCUCUGGGUUGCCUUUAUAUAAGAGGUGUGCAUCUUAGUGGGGACAAACAGCUCAUGAAGACACUGACAUCUGCCACUGAUACAGGACGUCCAUUCAACAUACUAUUCUGAAGUUUCCUUCAAAGGCAAACAGACAUCUAUCACAACAACGAUGUCCAUCUUGCUGCUGGCUCUACUGGUUCCCGUGAUGGUGCAGUCCUCCCUGCAUCCAGUGGACUGUGAUGAGGUCUAUAGAUCAGGUUCUGGACAAAACGGGGUCUACACCAUCUACCCUGCAGGACCUACCUCACCUGUCCAGGUCUUCUGUGACAUGGGGUUUGAAAGUGCAUAUCUAGGAAAGUGGACGCUGAUUCAGAGCCGACAGGAUGGAUCAGUGAACUUCUACAGGAAGUGGGAUCAGUACAAGAGUGGUUUUGGGAGCGCAGCUGGAGAGUACUGGCUGGGGCUGGAGACAAUGCAUCGCAUGACUAUGAAAGGAACAUAUGAGCUGAGGGUGGACAUGGAGGACUUUGAGGGGAAUAAGGUCUAUGCUCAGUACUCUUCCUUCUCCGUUGGACCAGAGGCUGAAGGAUACCUGCUAACACUGGGCUCAUUCAAAGAUGGAGGAGCAGGAGAUUCUCUGGUUUUUCACAAUGGUCAGAAAUUUACAACGUUAGAUAAAGACCAGGACCUUAACGCCGCCAACUGUGCCCAGGUGUACUACGGAGGAUUUUGGAACAACGACUGCCAUUUUACUAACCCCAAUGGGAUAUAUGCAUGGGGUGAAUCUACCUUUGGUAUUGGCAUCAACUGGAAAACAUGGAAAGGCUAUACAUACUCCCUGAAAGCCAUCACCAUGAAGAUCAGACCAGCCCAAGCAUAGAAGUCUAUAAUUUCUAACAAAAUUGUAAAAUCAGAUUUUUCAAUAACAAUUAUUGCCAUACAAGCAUUUCCAGCACAUGCACAUAUUCCAUUUAUAAGGGAGAGGGGGGGUCUUUUUUUAAAGUAGGGUUUGUGUUUGGGUCUUCAGAGAUUAGAAGGUGCAGCAGGAUACAGAAGAUCUCAGAUCUACUCUGAAGUGCGGUGUUGCCAUAGCAACAUAACCCUGACUGCAGUGGGGAUUAUAUGACUCUGACCCAUCAUUUAACUAUCUCUGUCUCUUACCUUAACACACUGUCUGUCUCUUACCUUAACACACUGUCUGUCUCUUACCUUAACACACUGUCUGUCUCUUACCUUAACACACUGUCUGUCUCUUACCUUAACACACUGUCUGUCUCUUACCUUAACACACUGUCUGUCUCUUACCCUAACACACUGUCUGUCUCUUAACUUAACACACUGUCUGUCGCUUACCUUAACACACUGUCUGUUAUGAUCAACAACACUUGAAAUAAAGACAGAUACUGUACCUGCAAAAUGA
Molecule: messenger RNA, 1448 nt
Organism: Oncorhynchus kisutch (coho salmon)
Lineage: Eukaryota; Metazoa; Chordata; Actinopteri; Salmoniformes; Salmonidae
Product: microfibril-associated glycoprotein 4-like
Exons: 6
Coding region: 198-908 (236 amino acids)
Biological process (GO): elastic fiber assembly
Source: RefSeq, a predicted model, not a curated record